AUGGUGAACCUAAUGGGAUGGUAUAAGAAGGGAGAGGCUCAUAUAAAUAAAGAAGUUCUUCAAACAUUUGAUAAGCCUCCAUUUUUGGCCAGUUUUGAUGCCAAUUCCUGCAGGAAUCUCCCAAUUUGGAAGACAGAGAAGGCUCGUCGCCUACAAAGCUCUUCACACUACAGAGAGAACGAAGCAGAAAAGACUAUGAUUAAGGAUGACAGUACCAUAGAUGUUUCCACAUCUGAAGAGGCUCAGAGCUGGAAAAGACAGAUUCCAGGAUUUAGAAUCAAGGACACCACUGGUGGAUUUCUGAGCACAAAUUCAAGCAUUCCAGUCUUCAAAAUGGAACAAACAAUGAAUGGAACUGAUAAGACCCCUAUUCGAAUAGGUAACAAGGAGACCCUAAUCCUGGAAUUGCUGAUCUUCAUGGUGGCCUUGGUUGGGUUACCAGGAAACAUGACUGUGCUCUACCUUCUGAGCUUCCACAUGCGCAGAAACGCCUUCUCCAUCUAUGUCCUCAACCUAGCGGGAGCCGACUUCCUCUUCCUUUGCUGCCAAGUAAUUGUGUCCAUGCUGCUUUUAUUCGAUUUCUUACAUCUUUUCUCAAUCCCUUCCCCUACGUACAACAUCUUACUCACUGCAUCAGCCUUUUCCUAUACCGCCGGCCUGAGCAUGCUCAGUGCCAUUAGCACUGAGCGUUGCCUCUCCAUUCUGUGGCCCAUCUGGUACCGCUGCCGCCGGCCCAGACACCUGUCAGCUGUGGCAUGUGCCCUGCUGUGGGCCCUGUGCCUUCCUCUGAGCAUACUGGAAAUGAACGUUUGUAGCAUCCUGUUUAGCCAUGAUAACAAUAACUGGUGUAAAAUCUACAACUCCAUUGCUGUAGCAUUGCUGAUCAUUUUGUUUUUGAUGCUCUUUGUGUCUAGCCUGGUUCUGCUGCUCAGGGUCCUCUGUAGCUCACGGAAGUUGCCACUGACCCGGCUAUAUGUGACCCUUCUGCUCACAGUGCUGAUUUUCGUCCUCUGUGGUUUGCCCUGUGGCAUUUAUUGGUCCCUCAUAAUGUGGAAGAAAAAAUUUUCAUAUGAUUGCCCUCCCCACUCUUACCUUAUUACACUUCUCCUGUCCUGUGUUAACAGCUCUGCCAACCCCAUCAUUUACUUCUUUGUGGGCUCCUUUCAGCGGCAGCAGCGAAGACAGACCCUCAAACAGGUUCUCCAGAGGGCUCUACAUGACACCCCUGAGAUGGCUGAAAAUGGAAGCAGCUUUCCUCAGGAAACCUUGGAGAUGUCAGAAAGCACCUUUGGACCCUGA
This is a messenger RNA of Ochotona curzoniae (black-lipped pika), 1299 nucleotides long. RefSeq names its product mas-related G-protein coupled receptor member X2-like. Gene Ontology annotation, biological process: G protein-coupled receptor signaling pathway. Gene Ontology annotation, cellular component: membrane. The transcript is spliced from 4 exons. Bases 1 to 1299 code for a protein of 432 amino acids. Lineage: Eukaryota; Metazoa; Chordata; Mammalia; Lagomorpha; Ochotonidae. The record is from RefSeq and is a predicted model, not a curated record. Gene Ontology annotation, molecular function: G protein-coupled receptor activity.